Messenger RNA from Cryptomeria japonica (Japanese cedar), 1932 nucleotides. RefSeq names its product probable N-acetyltransferase HLS1. The transcript is spliced from 3 exons. The record is from RefSeq and is a predicted model, not a curated record. Gene Ontology annotation, molecular function: acyltransferase activity, transferring groups other than amino-acyl groups. NCBI's taxonomy places the organism in Eukaryota, Viridiplantae, Streptophyta, Pinopsida, Cupressales, Cupressaceae. Bases 684 to 1874 code for a protein of 396 amino acids.
AUUACGCUUAGCACGCUCCCUUAAUGAUGAGUAAUUACAGUGGGGGGGGAAUAAAAAGCAAGAUAAACGGGGCAGAGGCAGAGGCACAGACCCACCACUACUACAGGACUGCGCAGCCACAGCCGCCACUGUUGGGUUGCAUGUAAUUAUUAUAAAAGGGGGCGUUGGCGUUUUGAAGAUAUGCGUUUGGCGGAGUACAAUCAUGCACAUUGACGGCACGUUCUUGUUACUUAGAUCAUCCAGGCCAAUGUCCAGCGUCCAGCCCCAUUUUUCUUUUGUAUUACGGAUUUACACUCCAUUAAUCCGGAGCUUUAUCUUUACCAGUGUGUCAUGACACCAUGGCUCUGACACGUGAGGAGCAGUCUCUUUAAUGGGGACCAAGCCCAAGGGGGGCUGCAAAUCAAAUUAUCAAGCAACGAAUUCAAAAGAAACAUAAGUGAUUUUGAGGUACUGAACCUACAGGAGACACGGGCGAAAUAAAGCAGCGCCAUCCUGGAAAAAACUUUCUGUACUUUACAGACCUCAAUACUCCUCAACCCCAUCCCCACCCCUUGUGUUAUAUAUGUGAUUGAGGAAGCCUGAGUCUGAGUAGAGGCGGAGGAGAAAGGAAAAGAGUGAGAGGGAGUUCAGUUGGUUUGGGAUUUUAGCGAUUUGUUUGUUGGGGGACUCGAUCUUGUGACGUGAUGGAGUCGCAGCAUGUGAAGAUUAGAGAAUUCGAGGGUUUGAGAGAUGUGAAGCAAGUGGAGUGCCUGGAGAAACGUUGUGAAGUUGGGCCAAGCGGGAAGAUUUCGUUGUUUACAGACCUCAUGGGCGAUCCCAUUUGUCGCGUCCGCCACUCCCCUGCUUAUGUAAUGCUGGUAGCGGAACUGGGGCCUGGUGGAGAAAUCGUGGGGCUGAUUCGCGGCUGCAUAAAGACCGUUACAUGCGGCAAGAAAACGCCCACUCUCUGCGCAAAGGCGGCGUACAUUCUCGGGCUGCGCGUAUCACCAACCCACAGGCGGAUGGGGAUUGGGCUCAAACUGGUGCAGAGUCUCGAAAGGUGGUUCAAGGAAAACGGUGCAGAGUAUGCUUACAUGGCGACCGAGAAGGAAAACGAGGCUUGUAUAAAGCUCUUCGAUGGGAAAUUGAAUUACAAGAAGUUUCGAACCCCGGCCAUUCUGGUCCACCCUGUGUAUGCCCACUCAAGGCGCAUUCGCUCCAGUGUGAAAAUUCAGAAGCUGGGAGUUCAAGAAGCAGAGUCUCUGUACAGACUCUAUUUGGGCACCAGAGAGUUUUUCCCGCAGGAUAUAGACGCCAUUUUGAAGAACAGGCUCUCUUUGGGCACCUGGGCUGCUUUUCCACAGGAAGAAGAAUGGCCCAGAGAUGGUAAAAAUGCCCCAUUUCCCACCUCAUGGGCCAUUCUCAGUGUCUGGAACAGUAGUGAUGUGUUUAAGCUUGAAGUGAAGGGAGUCUCAAGGCUAAAGUACUUGUUGGCCGCCACAACUCGGUUCUUCGAUGGGGCAUUUCCAUGGCUCAAGAUACCUUCUAUUCCUGAUGUUUUUCAUCCUUUCGGGCUCCAUUUCUUGUAUGGACUGCACGCAGAGGGAAUCCAGGCGCAGAAGCUUAUGAAGGAGCUUUACUGGUUUGCACACAAUAUGGCGAGGAAGAAUGGAGAUGGGUGCAGGCUAAUUGCUACUGAAGUGGGCAGUUGUGAUCCUCUCAGGCCUUGUAUUCCUUACUGGGAUUGCUUCUCCUGCCCUGAGGAUUUGUGGUGUAUUAAGAAGUUAAAGGAUGAUUCUGUUCCUGAUCAUGAUCAUGAUGAUCAUCAUAAUCAUGGGGACUGGACUAAAUCUACGCCUGAGCCGACCCUUUUUGUGGAUCCUCGGGAUUUUUGAUAACUGUAACGUACUUUAAUUAUAAGAUCAAUCAAUUUUGGCCUCACCAAAUUUCCCA